Molecule: messenger RNA, 3467 nt
Organism: Cydia pomonella (codling moth)
Lineage: Eukaryota; Metazoa; Arthropoda; Insecta; Lepidoptera; Tortricidae
Exons: 16
Coding region: 466-2160 (564 amino acids)
Source: RefSeq, a predicted model, not a curated record
AAAAAGGUCCGGUCCGGGUCCGAGGCGUCCGACACUUCGUUUUCUAUAGAGAGCAUCAGGUGAUCAGCGAUCCCCAUCGUAAAAACUUUGUUCAGGUGAUCACCGAUCACUCGUCAUAAAAACGAACUGUCGGACGCAUUGGCCCGGACCGUCCUAGCGUGAAACAUCCCUAAGAAGCCAAAAAAGAUCCCGGCGAAGACAAAACCUUCUUUUAGAAGUCUGUUAAACAACCCCCCUUAGUCAAAAAACGUGUACGUCCCUUUCUGACGUAUUGGUAUGAUGGAAAGGGACAAACGAUGAUUAGAGGCAUCGUAACUUUAGUACACGUUUAUGAAUAAGGGGGAUAGUGCUUAUCGAUGCAACUGUACAAGUAACAACUAGGCCUCCUUCAGCUUAACGGCACGUUCAGUCUCUCGCCGCCAUCCUGGCAUGUCGAGCGAAUAACUAACUGAUAAUAUUUAUAACAUGUAUAUUAUAUAUCUCGUCUGUUGUGUGGUGAUGGUGUAUGGCGAAGCGGUGCUGAAGGACAGCCAAAAGGAUGAAUACUGCACGGAUCCCCGCACAAUGAGGAAGCACGCAGCAUACACCGAAUGGGCAGACGCGUACUCCUGCACGCGACACCGCUGCCAGCCUGGUGGACGGAACCUCGCUAUAUACACUGUCGGAUGCAAGCGUGUGGAGGCUCCCGAAUCCGCCAUAGAAUGCGAAGAAGUGGUCGAGGAUACCAACAUGCAGUUCCCCUACUGCUGCACCCGACUCAGGUGCCUGGUGGUUGUCCGCGGCGAGGUCUGGACCCGUGUGUUAGGGCAGCCCUGGGAGACCCUGCCGGCGGCCCCCUGGAGCCACAUGUACAAGAUGAAGAAACCGCCCCCUGUUGACGGCAGCUUCUUACCAAAAAGCGGUCCGGUCGCAGGGCCCGUGUACGAGCUAUCGGAAGACAAGCCUGUGGACCGCAGAGCCAUCGCUAAUGACAAGGAUUGCGACAAGCCAGUGAAGAGGGCGUCAGCGUCGCCUGGACCUGAUAUAGUGAUUGCUCUGACGACCAACAAUGAGAAGAAACCCACUGAAGCCGAAAUACAAAGCAAGUUUCUGUCACGGGCGGACGAUUCUGACCAGCCCAAUGAGAUAGAGGCCGAGGAAGCACACAUAAUUACUGAGAAGGUUCCGGAGAUAAUUUCGGAGGAGCGAAUGUUUUCUCCAGAGAAGAAAACAUCGAGAGACCGCAAAUAUCCGGAGACAUCAGACGAUGAGAUGAACUACAAAGGAAUAAAAGAAUCCAGACCACACAAGACAUCUCUAUUCGCCCCGGGGGCGUCAUCUGAUGAGCAGUAUACCAAUAUGAACAAAAGAGGAAAAAAACAAAAGGUUGACGCAGUAUCUGAGGAACGUUUCUUUACGAAUCCCGAGAAAAAAGCUCCAAGAUCCUGGGCUCGGAUUCCUCAAGAGCAGUGGAACGCGAGUCCAAACACGCGCGCGCAGGCGCAACCCGACGCACGUGACUACGAGAAAGAACAUGAAAACCAAGUAAAGGUACAAUUGUUCAAGGCGGAGCAGCCCUCCAACGGCGAAUCAGAGGAGAAGCAGGAAGACAAGCCAGCGUCGCUCCAACACCUAGUUAAUGCUAUCGGGACGCGCAUGCGCGAUAUUGAAAACGUGGUCCAACAGAUGAGCGAGAAGGUGCAGCCUCCGAUAGAAAGCGUCGAAAGAAUGAGAGGGGAACGAGCGAAGAAAGAGGCUGAGCCGAAAGCGAAACAGGCUAAUUCUGACAACUAUAACAGGUUCCCUCCACAAGAAGGAUCCAGCAAAUAUCUCCGCGCCGUGGCAGACACCACCACCGAGGUCCCACUGUUCGUCGGAGACAACCUGAACGGCUACUUCAGUGACCCCAGUAACAACCUGCUGCGGAGGUCCAUGAACAACAAGGGCCCUAAGGAACCCCAUGAAACCUACAUGGUACCUAUAGAUACAGACCAUGCGGACCACAAGAAACCAUCGCCGGACUCGGCGGAACCAGAUUUCAAACACAAGAAGCGAAGCCACAAGAAGAAGAAAUCUAAACACGGAAGAAGGAAGCACAGAAGAGAAGAGAAGAAGUUCAGCAGAAUCCCAGAGGGAAAUGCUGUGUCGAUUGAAGACAGCAAUGACUUUGGUAAGGCAUGACUAGUACGGAGGUACCUUACUGGCGAAAUCGGUAGGAUCUUGGAUACUAAUCCGGUUACAGUGGAAACGGCCACGUUUUAUUGGAAAUAAAUAGAGUAAAAGAUAAAUAUUAAAAAAUAAACAGAACUAUAGUAGGUACGAGUCAAAAAGUUCGGGAAAACCGGCAUCUUUUCUGUGGACAUUACAAAAGUCUUAUAGUCACGGACGGCCGAUGACCUCCGAAAUUUGAAGAUCGGCAACGAUCGUCCCAGUAUAUAACGUCCGUCGACAGCAGCCAAUGGCAAUCCUUAAAAAGACAUUGAGUGACAAGUCGUACUGUAAUUUGAUCCUUAUUUAGAAAAAUAAAUCCUUUUACAAAAGUUUUUAAUAAUAAUAACAAAUCUUCAUUGAUGAUCCGCUUAGGCAUCCCUGCUCUAUUUAGAACGGACCUCUAGGCCUCAGCAAUUUGUAUAGUAAGACAUUCUUCAAACAACAUAACGUAAAGCUAAAAUAUGAAAGUUAUGCCUUAAUAACAGUCUUUUUUAUAAUGCCCACAGGAAAGUCUCAUAAUCUUGAAUCGUACUAAAAAGUUUUUCACCCGAACACAAUAGGCGGAAUUGUCGCUAAAAGCGAUGUCUUUCCAAAUAGUGUUAUAGCGAAAAUAAAUCAGUUUUAAAAUAGUACAAUAAGUUUAAAAUGUGAGUGACUUGAAUAAGCUAGCGAAUAGCCUUAGUCUGAAAAACCGGUUUGAAUAAAAACCGGUAAAAAUACAAGUACUAAUAUAACAGCCUGAAAAACCGAUUUGGAGUCUGGCCUAUGGUUACCAAAUUCGGGACACGUAUUUUUUUUACCAGUUGUCCCAAAUUGUAUCGCUAACUUUACGGGACGAGGCAUUUUUUUUAAAGAAUCAGGACAUGACACUGGUCCCAUGUCUGAUAUAUAAAAAAAAAGACAGUUCAGUCUGGUAGAGCCAGACAGACGAAGUUUGACGUUUCAAAUAACACUUGCACUGUAUGGGCUACUAAAAUCACUGGCAACUUAUCUUGGUCUGACUAUAAAGAUAUUUUUGUAAGGUGCAUUGGGGUAACUAAAAGCGCUUAUUUAAGGAAAAAUCCCGACGGCUUUCGCUAGUUUAUUAUAAAAAUUCUCUCUAUUUUUCCGUAGUCAUGUAAGGCGUAGUCGUCUAAGUUUAAGGCCUGAGUGGACGUUUGAGUUGGGGCGUGCGGCGUGCAUGUUAAACAAAUGCAAACGUAUAGGAGCGGCCUUAGUGCACGCUGCUCAUAGCGCUUGUGAGCCCGAUGCCACGCUGUACGCCCCGCCGAACGCUC